Lodderomyces pseudojiufengensis is the source of this 1674-nucleotide messenger RNA. RefSeq names its product histone acetyltransferase (gene NGG1). The coding region runs from base 1 to 1674 and encodes 557 amino acids. Gene Ontology annotation, molecular function: transcription coactivator activity. Gene Ontology annotation, cellular component: SAGA complex. The record is from RefSeq and is a predicted model, not a curated record. The transcript has a single exon. NCBI's taxonomy places the organism in Eukaryota, Fungi, Ascomycota, Pichiomycetes, Serinales, Debaryomycetaceae. Gene Ontology annotation, biological process: regulation of transcription by RNA polymerase II.
AUGUCUGAGAAUGGGGCAUCUACUACAUUAAAUGAUAUAAUAGAUGAAUUAAAACUAACUUAUGAUUCAUCUAUUGGAGUAUUAGAUGGAGAAUCAAUACGGAAUAUACCAAAUAUCAAUACAUUAUUAAAUUUAAAUAAAUUAUUAAAAAAUUUAUCAAAACAAUUAGAUGAAGUUGAAAAUACAGAUGAUGAAAUAUUAAAUAAAAUUAAUAUCUUACAAACAAAUGAAAAGAAACGUCAUUUAGAAGAAGAUGAUGAUGAAACUAAAGAAAAAGAAAAUGAUGAAGAUUCACUACAUAAGAAACGAAAGACUGAAGAAAUAAAUUCAAAAGAUGAUCCAGUACCGCCAGUUCAAUCUGGUUCAUUCACUCAUGAAAAUGAUACAAGACUAAAAAAUCCUAAAUCUGAAUAUGUUGAACCUCAAACAUUAUCAUCAGAAGCAAUAUCAGCUCUUGGAUUAUUUUCUGAAUCAAAUAAUGAGUUAGAAACUCAUGGAAAAGAAUAUUUAAAAAAGAAAUAUGGAGUUGCAUCAUAUCCAGAAAAUGAUUUAUUAAAUUUAUUACCUGGUACUAUACCAAAUAUAGAUUUUUCAAAAAAUAAACCACCAACAAAUCAAGUUCAAUUUACAACUUUCCAAUCAUAUAUAGAAUCAUAUUUUCGAUUAUUUAAUAAUGAUGAUUUAAAAUUUUUACAAGAAAGAAAUAUUAUCCCACCUGGAUUUGAAAAAUUAGGUUAUGAUCCGGAUGUAUCACCUUAUCUUAUACCAAAAUUAGGUAAAUUUUAUACUGAUGUUUGGACAGAAGAAGAUCCUUCAUUAGCUUCAAAAUUGAAUGCUUCUACUGCAUAUUCAACUCCAGGAACUAAUGAUUAUGUUGCAAAAGGUUCUAUUAAUUCAUUAAAUGAUGAUAAUUUAUAUACUGAAGAAAUAUCUUGUGGUCCUUUAUCAAGUCGAUUAUUAUCAGCUAUAUUAAGUAAUCAUGAAGCAGGAGGAGGAGGAGGAGAUAAUGAUGAAGAAACAAAAGAUAAUAUUUUAGAAGAUGAAGUAGCAACACAAUUAAAUAGUGGAGAAGAUUAUAAAAUUACAACUGAAAUAAAUGAUUAUCAAUCAAUUGAAGAUAGAUUAAAAAGAGAAUUAAAAUAUAUUGGAAUAUUUAUGAAUUUACCAAUAAAUGAUGAAAAAAAGAAAAGAAAUUCUAAAAUAAGUAUAAUUGAUAAUGAUGAAUGGAUUAAAAAUAAAGAAGAUGAUGAAGUAUGUGCAGAAAUUAGAUCAUUACAAAAACAAUUAAGAGAAGUAGUUAGUAGAAAUAGAGCUAAUAAAAAAUUACUACUACCUAUAAUUGAAGAUCAUAUAGCAUAUCAAGAAUAUUGUACAAUUUUAGAAGAUUUAGAUAGACAAGUUGAUCAAGCAUAUAUUAAAAGAUCAAAAGGAAAAGGUAAAAAGAAAAAAAUUGAAAAUCAUAAUACUACUCCACAACAACAAGCUGUAAAUAGUGGAUUAAGAGCAUUAUUAGAAAAAAGGAAAAGAUGGAUUGAAAAUAUUGGUAAUUUAUUUCCACCUGCAGAAAAAAUGAAAAGAGUACCUGAUGAAUCAAUAUUAAUUAAACAAGGAGAAGUUCAAAAUGAUGAGGAAGAAAUUGGAGUAGAUGAGACUAAUGAUCUUUUCAAACAGUAA